Messenger RNA from Wasmannia auropunctata (little fire ant), 1613 nucleotides. Its product is annotated as zinc finger protein 512B-like. The transcript is spliced from 2 exons. Lineage: Eukaryota; Metazoa; Arthropoda; Insecta; Hymenoptera; Formicidae. The record is from RefSeq and is a predicted model, not a curated record. The coding region runs from base 58 to 1185 and encodes 375 amino acids.
AAAACGCCGAUCGACCGAGCUGAUGGCACACUCGAUCCAAAACUACCACGAGAUACAAUGAAGUUCUUCGCGAUUGUGCUGUUGGCAACCGCCGUGUUGGCGGCAGAGAAGAAGGAAGACCCGAAGAAAGACAAACGGAGUCUGCUGCACGGUGAUAUCGGCUACGGUCUAGGCGGCAUCUCUACCUAUGGUCUUCACGGCGGUAUCUCGAACUACGGCUACGGUCUUGGCGGUCUCUCGGGCUACGGCUAUGGUCUGAGUGGAUAUCCGAUCGGGCUCGGAUCGACGAGGAUACUCUCGGGAUCGGGACUCUCAGGAUACACCGGUAACACCCUCGCCGGCGCCUACGCUUCCGGUCUGGGAUACGGACUGGGAGGUGCUUACGGAGGUUACUAUGGCAGCAGCCCAUACAUCUACGGUGCUACUGGUCACGCCACCGGACUCGGCAUCGGUCAUGUGUUGCCCAGCGGUUUGGCGCAUGCUAAAACCGAGCGCAUCACCGGUCUCACCGUGCACCGCGAGGUCCAAGUGCCGGUCCCGGUGCCGCAGCCAGUCCCCGUCGAAGUAACCAGGCACGUGCCCGUCCCGCACCCCGUGCCCGUCAAGGUGGACCGUCCUUACCCCGUGCCAGUAGCGCAACCAGUACCUGUUCCAGUCACUCGCCACGUGCCCGUAAGGGUCGAGCGUCCCUACCCAGUUCCGGUACCGCAUCCCGUCGAAGUACGCGUGCCACAGCCGGUGCCGGUUCCGGUCUCGCACCCGGUGGCCGUUCCAAUCUCCGUCACGAGACACGUGCCGGUCUCCGUGCCAUCAGCCGUAAGCGUCGUGCCAUCAACCGUCGGCGUCAUACCGUCGACCCUCGGCGUUGGCGUCGCCCCGUCGACCGUCGGCGUUGGCCUCGUCCCGUCGACCCUCGGCCUCGCGUCUGGACAUGAAUAUCUGGGAUCCAGUUUGGGAGCCAUCUCGGGCACAACUCUGACCGCCGGUCAUGGACUUGGCUUGGUGGACGGUGGCCUCGUCUCAAGUGGCCUAGUCAGCAGCGGUAUCGCUGGUGAACACCUUGCCGGCGUGGAGCACGUUGGACUCAGCAGCGGCGUGAUACCGACUUUGGGAUCCACCGGCGGCGCAAUCGUUCACGACGGUCUCGACACCGCAUAUCCCAUACAUUCGUUGAGGAAAUGGUAAACUCAAACCGACAACUCGACUUGGACGUGUGUCUUUUAAGGCGCUUCUCGAACGUAAUUCGCAGACCGAACGUGCAAAAUACUAAUUGUGUUAUGUACGUUGUCGAAUAAAUUUAUAUAUUUUUCUACCGUGUUUCACAGAGUCGUUAUUUAACUGUAUUAUGUUAAGUGCAGUUAUGCGAUUAUACCGCGGCUCUCUUUAAGAUAAUCAUUCAGAUCCCUAAUAUUCUGUAACGUUUUACCAUUUUCGUUAAAUAAUUAUGAUUGUCCAGAGAUCUGAACAAUUAUCUUCCUACAAUUUCUUUUAUCUCUCAAUACAACUGUUUUAUAAUAGUUUCUGAAACAAAUUCCGGUCUAAAUUUCUCUAGUCCAAUAAGUUAGACAUGCCCUUUGUAAAUCUUAUCGAAAAUAAAGAAUUAAAAGAAAAAA